Messenger RNA from Triticum aestivum (bread wheat), 2499 nucleotides. Its product is annotated as protein FAR1-RELATED SEQUENCE 5. The transcript is spliced from 7 exons. The coding region runs from base 389 to 1642 and encodes 417 amino acids. The record is from RefSeq and is a predicted model, not a curated record. NCBI's taxonomy places the organism in Eukaryota, Viridiplantae, Streptophyta, Magnoliopsida, Poales, Poaceae.
CGGCGGCUGUUAGCUUUAAGAUCUGUUGCUAGUGUAGUGAAUUUUUUUUUUUAAAGCGGGGAAAACUACAGUCUGGCCAAUACAAGUUGUAUACGAUGUUGGGUGCAGGAACGAUGACAUUUCAGUGCAGGUAAGAACAACACUUUCGGCCGAUCGAAAUAAAUUGUGUUGGCAGGGAUAAUCAAUACGGGUGGUGAAUGCAUCGCGUCCUGUUUUUGUACGAGGAUAGCGAACUCCUUUGAGUAGACGGUGCUGCUGUUCUUACCCAAAACAAACGAACCACUACUCUCCGGCGAGAAGACGGUGGCGGAGUUCUUCCACCACCAACCACCACCGCGCGAUGUCGUCCUGGAAUCGAGCUCAACAACAGAAUGGAAUUUAGAGCGGAAUGAUUGCAUCUCUAAUGAGCAGCGAACUGGUUAACAGUUCAGAACGGCCGAUUCAGCUGCCAGCACUUGACGAAGUCGUAGAGAGCCAGGAGCUUGAUGACUCUCCAAGCGAAGAGACCCAGAUCGAUCUUGUGCGUGAUGUUUCCGAAGAAGACAACUCUGUUUCAACUAGAUCUGUAGGAGGGUGGAUCAGAAGACCGAGGCAUGGGGUCAUGCCAGAUGAAAGGAAGACUAAACCAGAUAGAGUUGCACCUCUGGAGCAGGCUUUGAGAGGGUUUGCUACCAGGAAAACAGAUGCAGUGGUUUCACCUUCGGUUGGUCUGGUUUUCGAUUCUUUGGGUGAAGCUUAUGAUUUCUACAACCUAUAUUCUUGGGAGCUAGGAUUUGGCAUCAGAUGCGGCAAAAGCAGAACCAACGUUAGGGGCACAAAAUGCAUGCAAGAACUUCUCUGUGGUUGUUCUGGGAAACCAAAGAAAACUAAUACCACUUCCUGCCGUUCUGAAUGCCCCGCCAUGUUACGCCUUCUAAGAACAGAAGAUCAAGGAUGGUUUAUCUGUGAGUAUAGGAAUGUGCACAAUCACGCUAUGCUAGCAAAUUGUGCAGCGAAGUUGCAUUUCCCGUCACAUCGUCAUAUUGAAAAAUACACUAGAGAGCUUGUGUCUCAGCUUCGUGAGAAUAACAUAAAUCUAAGCAAAGUUUACAGUAUAAUUGGCACGUUUUUUGGUAGAAUAGAGAAUGUACCUUUCACUAAAAGGUGCCUUAGGAUGCUAUGUGGAAAAAUAAGCAAGGAACAGGCGGAUGACGAUGUUAGGAAAACUAUGGAUUUGUUUUCAGAUUUGAAAGAAAGAGACAGUGAGUUCCAGUAUACAGUUCAAGUAGACACCGAGAGUAGGAUAAGAAAAAUUUUGUGGACUAAUGGACGUAGCAAGCUCCAGUACCAUCAUUUUGGCGAUGUGGUUACAUUCGAUACAACAUAUAAGACCAACCUGUACGAUAUGCCUUUCGGAUUGUUUGUUGGAGUAAACAAUCACUUCCAGAGUGUGCUUUAUGCCGGCGUCUUGAUGCGUGAUGAGAAAGUAGAGAGUUUUGAAUGGGUUUUUAGCGAAUUUGUAAAGAUGAUGGGAGGGAAGAAACCAGUUACAAUUUUAAUAGAUCAAGCUAGGGCUAUGGAGGUUGCGAUUAUGAAUGUAUUCCCUGGGACGACUCACCAAUGGUGCAAGUGGCAUGUGUUAAAAAAGCUAAGGAGUCACUAGGGAGCAAUUAUACAAACAAGUCAGACUUCAGGACAGAGUUUCACCGUCUUUGUGACGAAAUGCUGACUAUAGAAGAAUUUGAAAACGGGUGGUCCAAUUUAACUGUGAAGUACGGGUUGGCGAGUAACACAUUCCUAGCUCAAGUUUACGAGGUUAGGGAGAAAUGGGCCAAACCAUAUUUCAGUGGUAAAUUCUGUGCAAAAAUGACAAGAACACAACGGAGUGAGAGUGCGAACCACAUGCUUAAAAAUUAUGUGCCACCAGCAUGUCCAAUGAACGUUUUCGUUAAGCAGUAUGGCAAGCUACAAUAUGACAGAGAGCAGGAGGAAGGAUUUCAAGACAAAAGGACAAGGCUGGGGGGGCUGUUAUAAAAUCUAAUCUCCCAAUUGAGCGUCACGCAAGCAAGAUAUAUACCAGAACAAUGUUUGAGAUGUUUGGAAGGGUUCUUUAUGUAGCUAGUUACUAUGAUGUUGAAGAGAUAGAACCAAGAAGGAAAUAUGCAGCCAUACACGGUAACCCUGAGCAGAGAGAUCCCUGGUUCAAGACUAGGUAUGAGGUUGUUAUAUCUGAAGAUCAAACAAAGUACACUUGUGAGUGUGGAAGAUAUGAACACAUGGGAAUGAUUUGCUGUCAUAUACUUAAGGUAAUGAUCAUACUAGACGUUAAGAAAAUCCCGAAAGCACACAUAAUGAAGAGAUGGACAGUAGAUGCUCGUGAUGUUUUGCCUGAUCAUAUAAAGCAUUACCAGAGAGACAUGGGUCCACCAGAUGCAAUGACAUUCAGGCAUUCUGCGAUGUACAUAACUGCAUUGGAGAUUGUUCAUCUUGGGGACAAUAAUCCAAAGGCUUUCGAGUCUG